CUUCGUUAAUGCGUUUAGAAGCGAAACUCGGUCAUCAAAACAGCUAUCUUUUCAGAACACUCAGACAACUUAAGAUGAGUUUAAAUUAAGUGAUUUUUACAUUAGAUUUACAUAUUUGAGUUGUCGAACUACUGUAUAUUUUAGCCAUGGAGCAACCUGCGCCCAAAAGCAAAUUGAAGAAGUUGAGCGAGGACAGUUUAACCAAGCAACCAGAAGAAGUCUUUGAUGUUCUUGAAAAGCUUGGCGAGGGGUCAUAUGGCAGUGUUUUUAAAGCCAUCCAUAAGGAGUCAGGCCAGGUUGUGGCCAUCAAGCAGGUGCCUGUAGAGUCGGAUCUGCAGGAGAUCAUCAAAGAAAUUUCUAUUAUGCAACAAUGUGACAGCCCUUAUGUGGUGAAAUACUAUGGCAGCUAUUUUAAAAACACAGACUUGUGGAUUGUUAUGGAGUACUGUGGAGCGGGCUCUGUUUCAGACAUCAUCAGAUUGCGCAACAAAACGCUCACUGAGGAUGAGAUUGCCACCAUUCUAAAAUCCACCCUGAAGGGUCUUGAAUACCUACAUUUCAUGAGGAAGAUCCACAGAGACAUAAAAGCUGGCAACAUUCUUCUGAACACAGAAGGCCAUGCCAAACUGGCAGAUUUUGGAGUGGCCGGACAACUCACAGACACUAUGGCCAAAAGGAACACGGUGAUUGGCACCCCUUUCUGGAUGGCGCCAGAGGUGAUUCAAGAGAUUGGCUACAACUGUGUGGCAGAUAUCUGGUCGCUGGGCAUCACCUCCAUAGAGAUGGCUGAAGGGAAGCCACCAUAUGCAGAUAUCCACCCCAUGAGAGCUAUUUUCAUGAUUCCUACAAAUCCACCGCCAACCUUCCGUAAGCCAGAGCUGUGGACGGAUGAUUUCACAGACUUUGUGAAGAAGUGCCUGGUGAAGAACCCGGAGCACAGAGCUACGGCUACACAGCUCCUCCAGCAUCCAUUCAUCACCAACGCAAAGCCAGUGAGCAUCCUGCGUGAUCUCAUCACAGAGGCAAUGGACAUGAAGGCCAAGAGGCAGCAAGAGCAGCAGAGAGAGCUGGAGGAGGAGGAGGAUAACUCGGAAGAGGAAGUGGAGGUGGACUCCCACACCAUGGUGAAGUCGGGCUCUGAGGGGGCAGGCACCAUGCGAGCCACGGGGACCAUGAGUGACGGAGCACAGACAAUGAUCGAGCAUGGCAGCACCAUGCUGGAGUCUGACCUGGGCACCAUGGUCAUCAACAGCGAUGACGAGGAGGAGGAAGAGGACGUUGGCUCCAUGAGGAGAAAUGCUACCAACCAGCAAGCACAGCGGCCGUCCUUCAUGGACUACUUUGACAAGCAGGACUCCAACAAGGCUCAGGAGAACUACAACCAUAACCAGCAAGACCCGUACCUUAUCCCCAAGACCUCCUUCCCCGAAAGCUGGAAAGUGCCUCAAGAUGGAGACUUUGAUUUUUUGAAAAACCUGGACUAUGAGGAGCUGCAGAUGCGUCUGGGUGCGCUCGACCCGAUGAUGGAGCGGGAGAUCGAGGAGCUGCGCCAGCGCUACACAGCCAAGCGCCAGCCCAUCCUCGACGCCAUGGAUGCCAAGAAACGCCGCCAGCAGAACUUCUAAGGCCCAGGGGCUGAGGGAGAGGAGCAGAUGCCUCAUCAGAGUAAUCGCCAUCACUUCAUCCGCGUGGUGACCUGGAGGCUGCCUGCCUCCCCAUCAUCGUUAUUUUCUUUUGGGGGACGGGGGAGUGGGGUGUUUCUGAGACUGACUACUUCAGGUCGUAUUUUGCUAAAUGACUUCCGAAAAAUAAUUGUAUUGUAUGAUAAAUUGGUUUGGAUAUAUUUUAUCAUGUUACUUCCCCCCCAAGAAUCUAUAUCGGACAUGACCAGCUAUAGCAAUACCCUUUGGGCCUUUUAUAGAUAUCAUACAGUAUGACAAAAGAAGGAAAGGCUUUUAUGAUUUGACAGACCAACAAUAAGUACAUUACUGCACAGGGGAAAGGGAAUAUCUGCAAAGAAAAAUAAUGUGGUAAUAUUGUAAAUUUUCAAUAUCUUUUUACCACUGAUGAAAUACUUUGAGAAAUGACUUCUCAACCAAAGACAAUCACAUGAAGAGAAUGCCUUAGACUGUUUUUUUUUUUACGCUGUUGCGCUGCUGCGUUUGCAUAGUAGAUGUAUUCCUAAUAAUAUAAACCACUUUAGUGGUAUCAUGUAUCUUACAACACAAAGAAGCGAACAGUUUCACUCAUGAUUUGACUGCAAGGUCAAACUGAAAAACUAACUAAUGAAAAUGCCCCUCAAGGCCUCAUUUCCAAGUCUGACCAUUUCUGUUUACAUGGUCUACUACAUCUUAGUGAAUGUGAAUAGAUCAUUUUUUUUUUAUUAUUAUUAUUGAUUUCUUGGUUCCAUGUUUUGCAGUGAGUUGAAUGUUUUCAAACAGACCUUUCAUUUACAACGUGUAACUCCUGAAGUAGACUUUUUUUUCUUUUGCUCAGUGAGUGGUGUUCUCCUGAACCUCUGGAUUCCAUGAACUCUCUCAGGGGCCCUUAGAAUACGAACGCCACGUCUGUUCAGUUGGUAUGACCUAACCUGGCUCACAAACAGUACUGUUAUUGGAGAUGGAGAAAAGGAGUUGGAACACGCCCCACUCAGUUAAAACAAAAACCUCUACAGACUUCCAUGUUCCAUUCAUAGAAGGCACGGUUUUGUAAUAGCCACCAAAUAUUCAAUUUCCUGAUCAAAUGUAGGCUUUGAUGAUUGUUAGGUCUAGGGACCAGAGUGCUUGUUUAGUCUUCUCCGCUUUAUCCUUGGAUAAUGGCUCAAGAACAAGGACACACUCCUACAGAAAUCUGUAUGCUGAGCUUUGACCAGAUCAUGCAGUAAGAGUAUUUUUAAGCAUGCCUAUCUAGUUCCUUCCAUCCGUUCUCUGUGCUUUUCGGCUGUCACAGAUAGAUAGUCAUUAUGAAGGAUGAUUGUUAUUUUAUUUUGUUGGACAGCAUUAAAUGUAAGAUGUCAGAUUGCCUGUCUGUCUCUAAACCACAGGCCCACUAAGACCAGUUUUAGUCAUACCACUUUCCUUCUACUUUCUGCUUUGGUGUUGCUAAAAGUUAGCAUGCACAGCACACCUACAUGAAAGUACAUAGCUGCCUUAUUUAGUAGUUUGCAUUUGUGUUCGCAAGUGUAAAUGUUUUGUUCCUUUCUCUGACAUGUACAACUGUUUUUUUCUUAAAGAAAACUAAUUUAUUGUUUAUAUGUAAUAUUAUACCAAGUUUUGUAACACUUCCCUAGUAUGGGUUUCAUGAAUAAAGGUCAAUACUAAAUAA
Messenger RNA from Sardina pilchardus (European sardine), 3324 nucleotides. It is a transcript of the gene stk3, whose product is annotated as serine/threonine kinase 3 (STE20 homolog, yeast). Gene Ontology annotation, cellular component: cytoplasm. Lineage: Eukaryota; Metazoa; Chordata; Actinopteri; Clupeiformes; Clupeidae. The transcript is spliced from 11 exons. Gene Ontology annotation, biological process: protein tetramerization; regulation of MAPK cascade; intracellular signal transduction. Gene Ontology annotation, molecular function: protein serine/threonine kinase activity; ATP binding. The record is from RefSeq and is a predicted model, not a curated record. The coding region runs from base 147 to 1625 and encodes 492 amino acids.